Molecule: messenger RNA, 5981 nt
Organism: Trematomus bernacchii (emerald rockcod)
Lineage: Eukaryota; Metazoa; Chordata; Actinopteri; Perciformes; Nototheniidae
Product: arf-GAP with GTPase, ANK repeat and PH domain-containing protein 1-like
Exons: 20
Coding region: 868-4533 (1221 amino acids)
Cellular component (GO): nucleus
Molecular function (GO): GTPase activator activity; GTPase activity; protein binding
Source: RefSeq, a predicted model, not a curated record
GAGCUGGAGACACGGCAGAUGCAUUUGCAGGAGCAGAGUUGGGGGUUUUUCUCUCGUCCUCCCGUCUCUCUUUUGUCGUAUCGGUACAGAUAGAAAUCUGAUGCAUGUUGGCAGGGACCACCACCCGCACCACCGUCUCACUGGAAGCCUCUCAUCCCCAUCCUGUGUUCGGAGCUGGAUCCAGAGCAGGUUGUGCGGCAGGCUAACAGCGGGCUAGCGGGGGGCUGCAAGGCUCUGUGGCAGCGAGAAGAGGAGGGGGAAAAAGGAGGAGGGGCUGUGGUGAGCUGGUGGGCUUCCUCUGCCUCACAGACACAUUUUAUUGACUUGCUAAUUGGAUGAGGCACUCGGAGGAGAGGAUGCGGUGACCGAGAGGAGCUGCUCUCCAGAGGAGGGAUACAGGCAGAAGGAAGCUUUGCUCGGGCUGCGUAAAUCUGGCUACUACAUCUCUUUUCCUUUUUUUCUUUCAUUUUCUGGAGACAUAACAACAGAUGUUUUUCAGCAUCUCGCAGUGACCCUCACACCGUGCAUACAUCAUUUUAUGCAUGACAUUGUCGUAUGGAGGCUCCAGCUGCCAGACGCUUCGUGACAAGUGAAUGAUUUCCAUUUAUACGUUGUUGCACCCUGUUCCUUUUCACCAGUUUUCUUUCUCUCGUAUCAGCUGGAGCUCAAUUCUUGUCAGCCCUUUGAUGUGCCGUUUGAUAUUAAUGGUAAUCUGAUGGCAAGAUACAUUCUUCAUCAAAUCGAAUGUACGAGGAACUGUUCAAUGGAUAUUCUUCAGCAAAAAUGAAGUCUUGUCCCGGUUGCCAUGACUGAGGUGUGCAGGUCUGGCUGAUUGCAGGUGCCACUGCGCUGAAGUCUGUUGUCCCAAUGAGCAAGGCAGCCAACCCACAGAAACGCACCACCUACCUCAUCUCCCUCACUCUGGUGAAGGUUGAGGCCGUGCCAGAGGAUGUAGAAGGGAACCAGACGGAGGCUCUCCCAGAGGGGGAAGGGAGCCCUAAGAAAGAGGAUGAGCAGGAGGAGGAGGUGAGCAAUGCCCCUGAACGGGAGGAAGAACCCGUGUGCAUACAAGUGGGGGAAGAGGAGAGCACACAGAGGGGAGAAGAGGUGGAACAGGUGCAGCAUGUCAAAUAUGGCAGUCCCAUCGAGAACUGGGGAAGGCUUGAGAGGAGGGAACCUCAGAGAGACAUGGUAUCAGUCGGUAAAAGCAGAGACACUUCUUUUGUACAUCCACCUCUUAGGCAAAUGGUCAAAGUGUAUGGAGGGACUACCUCUGAGGGAACAGUGCGCAGAGAGGGUCCCCGCUCAGAGGCCAUGCGCCCUAAAACUGAACUCUACAGAGAGCCCCCCAAUCUGUUCCUGAAGGGGGAAAAUGGAGCAGACCUGAGCAGUCGCUCUCGUUGCAGCCUCCCUUUUUCCAUCCCGCCGCAGGUCAGCCAGCGUCCUGAGGUCCUGAUGAGGUCACAUGCAGGAGGAAACUCUUCUGGGUGGAGGGAACUCAGAGAAGCCAACGCAGGCCUGUAUCACUCUGCUAGGACUUUGGAUCGGAGGGAUAACCGGUUCGGGGACCAGUCUCCUCUAAUGGCAGCUACAACUCUGGGGCCUUACAGGGCGUCCUGGGCUGACAGCGACGGGAGGGGCACGCUCAUCCGCCCCGGAGCCCCUGUCAGCGGGGGGUUUUCAGGCAUCAUGGCCAGGGACAGUCCUCAGGGGGAGAGGUUUAAAACAGUGUCUGUUUCCCUGCCUACACCUGUAGCCCCCGACAUGUCCAGGCUUCAGAGGAAAGGUCCGAGUCGCACCGUGGACAACAGCGACCUGCACUCCCCCUCUGAGGACCUGAAAAGGGGGAAGGAGGGCCAGGGAGGGACAAUCCAGCGCGCUCCUCCGAAAGACCGAAAGAUGCUCAAGUUCAUAAGUGGCAUUUUCACUAAAAGUACAGCGGCAGCCAGCGUCAGCACCACACCCCCCCUCCAUCCAGCUGUAGAGAGGGGCUCCAGUGAGGAAGACGCUGCAUGCACCAGCAGUCAAGAAUGGACCAUGAGCCAAACUAUACAAGAGCUUCAUCUGGGUGUUUUGGGAGGUCUGUGCAGUGGGAAGUCCGCUCUUGUCCACAGACAUAUGACUGGCAGUUACCUUCAGAUGGAGAACACUGAGGGGCGCCAGUGCAUUAAGGACGUCCUGGUUGAUGGACAGAGCCACUUGAUGAUUAUCAGAGAGGAGACAGAACUCCCAGAUGCUCAGUUUGCAUGUUGGGUGGAUGCAGUAAUCUUGGUCUUCAGUUUGGAAAAUGAGGCCAGCUUCCAGGAAGUUUACAGAAUCUACCACCAGCUCGCUAUGCACCGGCCCGUUUCUGAGAUAGCUUUCAUCGUAGUCGGUACUCAGGAUAAAAUCAGCAGCACCAACCCCAGAGUCAUCGAUGAUGCCAGGGCCAGACAGCUCUGCUCUGAUGUGCGGCGCUGCACGUACUAUGAAACCUGUGCGACGUACGGCCUCAAUGUCAACAGAGUCUUCACUGAUGCUGCUCAGAAGAUCAUGGCAGCCAAGAAGCAAGCUGCCCUCCUGGCUUCCUGUAAAUCUCUCCCUAACUCUCCCAGUCACUCCGGAGGCUCCACCCCAGUGUCGGGGGUCUUCCCAGGACAGGCCAGUAAUGGUGGUCAGAGCAGCGACUACUCCUCAUCACUUCCCUCCACUCCUGUGAUCAGUCAUAAAGAGAUUGGAAAAACUUUGAGAGGCGAAAAGCAGGACAGUGCCACGCCUGGAUCUGUCCGCAGUGCCACCCGGAGACGCACCCCCAGAUUUGCGGGUCGGAGAGGCAGUGACUCAAACAGGAGGAGUGCAGAGUGUAAGGGAGAUCUGGGCAGUGGACGCUUCAUUCCCAUCAAACAGGGCAUCUUGCUGAAGCGCAGCGGGAACUCGCUCAACAAAGAGUGGAAGAAGAAGUAUGUCACGCUGUCCAACGACGGCAUACUGUCCUAUCACUCCAGUGUCAAUGACUACAUGCUGAACGCCCCCGGGAAGGAGAUGGACCUGCUGCGCGUCACAGUGAAGGUGCCAGGGAAACGGCCGCCUCGUGCUGUACCUGCCGGGGGGCUUCCAGUCGGGCUCAAUGGACGCGUCAAAGAUGUGCCGGGUCCCGAGGGUCUCAGCCCAGUCCCUGUGAGCGCCAGCAGCCUCCUGCAAGUGGAGGAGAUGGAAGGACUCGGAGGUGCACUGUUCCUGAGGAGCAACAGAGGCGUGCAGCGGUGUCCCUCCACACUGUCUAACAACGCUCAAAGUGUUGACUCUGCAGUAGAGGGUGUGUCCAGCUCCUCCUCCACCAAAGACGUAGGCUCCUCCUCCCCGCUGACGGACAGGAAGAAGCAUCGCAGGAAGAAGAGCAUUAACCAGAAAGGAGACGCAACCAUUGGCCCAGCAGAUGCCAAGCGCAAAAUGUGGAAACUGAAAAGCUUUGGUAGCUUAAGAAACGUAAGCAAGACAGAUGAGGAUAACUUUGACUUCCUCAUCGUGUCGAGCACCGGCCAGACGUGGCACUUUGAAGCUCAGAGUGUGGAGGAGAGGGACUCCUGGGUCGCAGCCAUCGAGAGUCAGAUCCUGGCAAGCCUGCAGCUGUGUGAGAGCAGCAAAAACAAGGCCCGCAGGAACAGCCUGAGCGAAGCAGUGGUUCUGCAGGCGAUCCGCAACGCAAAGGGGAACAACUUCUGUGUGGACUGUGAUGCUCCAAAUCCAACCUGGGCCAGUCUGAAUCUGGGCGCUCUCAUAUGCAUCGAGUGUUCAGGGAUCCACAGAAACUUGGGAACCCACCUGUCGCGUGUUCGCUCGUUGGAUCUCGAUGAUCUUCCACGAGAGCUCACGCUGGUUCUCAGUGCCAUCGGUAACCACAUGGUCAACAGUGUAUGGGAGGGGCGCACGCUAGGCCGUAAACCAGCACCUGAUGCUUCACGUGAGGAACGGGAGUCGUGGAUCAGGGCCAAAUAUGAGCAGAAACUCUUUGUGGCGCCGUUGCCCCCUCCCACUCCUGGCGAGGGUCCAGACAUCACACUAUCUGGCCGUCUCCUGCUGGCAGUGAUGGAGCACAAUCUCCCCAAGCUGCUGCUCCUGUUGGCCCACUGCUGUAAGGAGGACAUUAACGCUCCUCUCAGCCUGGCGCUCUCCUGCAGGUCGCUGCUAGCGCUGCGGCUGCCCGCCUCUGCCCUGCACGCUGCCUGUCAGCAGGCUGAUGUGGUAAUGACGCAGCUUCUUCUUUGGUACGGCUUUGAUGUCCGGUACCGGGAUGCUCAGGGCCACACCGCUCUGGUUCUGGCUCGCAGUGCUGGCAGCCAGGAGUGUGUCGACAUUUUACUGCAGCACGGAUGCCCAAAUGAACCGGCCUCCUCCUUCACUGUCGCGACGACAGUUGGUUUUACAGCAGCUGCCACACCCAGCUUCCCUGUUGCCAUGACGCCGAGCCUGACGGUUGCUACGACACUCAAGAUCUCGCACAAGAGCGGCGGCGCCAGCUUGAGUUACAGUACCUCUAGAAGAGCAGUGUCGUAAACUGUGUGGUGUGGUCAAUGUGUGUGUGUGUGUGUGUGUGUGUGUGUGUGUGUGUGUGUGUGUGUAGUUUGCCCUCAUACGGUCCUGUACCUUCACACAGGCCUACAGGACUGAUGAACAUGUUGCCAGAUGUUGCACUUCCUGAUGUUUUAAAGGCUGUGUGUGUAUGUCAGGGAUGAAAACACACUGGUAAUAACACAGUCACAUGAGGCUACUAGAAUGAUUUAACCAAAACAAAAAGAUACAUUUUCCUUACUACACUUUCUACGUAAGAUAAAAGGACAUGACGUUACAUUCAGAUGCCUCAUUAGGAAUGUAUUGCACUGUGUACCAGCCGGUAUGAUUCAUAUUUCAUCAUGCAGUCGAUAUUCAACCUUAUUCUCCGCUCAGUUAAGAAUGGGAAUUUGCCUUUGGCUCAAACAGCUUAUCUGAGCAUCUCGGGCCCAGAAGUAAAGAACUGCAAUAAGUUUACGAUUUCAUAGACAGAAGUUAACGCUAAACACAUGAACACUUCUUAACUUUAUUAACAAAGAAUGUCACUUUUAAAUUCAGAGUGCAUAUACUGUGUUAUGCUAAACACAGCCAGUCAUUAAAUAAAAAAUUAAAAUGUUGUCUAAGUAAAAAAAAUACAAACUUGACUGUGGCUGAGAGGUCACUUUAUAGAUAAUUAAAAUAUCUGUAUAGAAAUGCAUUGAUAAAAAUAGAAUUCUAAACAUUUAAAAGUGCUUAAUUUUCAAGAUUGUUAUUGUAUGAUUUGUACAGUUGGUUAUGUGUCAAAUGUAAAAAACUCAAAGGAAUUACUUAUAGCUGUUCAGAAAAAUCCUGUACAGCGUCUUGGUUUGGUUUUUCUUUAACAACCACCUGAUUAACUCUUCGACAUCCAAGACUGAGAUUUCUAUGUUAUGUUUGUAUCACUGUGUGUGACAUGAGCACUGUACAUGAUGUGUGCAUUAUGAAUCCAGCAGCAGGUCAUCAUCAAGGCCAGUGUAAUACUAGAUGUGUAAAUGCCUUGAUUUUGAUUGAAUGUAUACAAAACAGAUGGUAUGAGUUCAUUAUCUCAAACAGUGAUGAUGCAGUAUUGGUGGACUGUUGGGGUGUUUCAUUUUUUUAUUAACUAAUAUUAUUCCAGCUGUGACUAAUAGAAAGUAUGUUUUAAUAGAUUCAAGCUCUGCAAAGGUUCUGAUCUAUAAAACUGGGACUUUGGAUGUUUAUGAAUAUAUUUGUAAGUGGAUAAAAAUCCACAUGAAAUAGAGGAAUGUUGCCCAGUUUUAAAAAAAAAAUGUUUAAAAAAACAACCCUCCUGCAGUACUGUAUGUAAUUUUGUGUUGAUCUAAAGACUCAGCAGAGUGUACAUGUCUGUGAUGUAAGCAUCUCUCCAUUUGUAUUUUUUUACUCAUGCAAUUAUUCAUAGAGCAUUCAUUAUCAAUACACUAAGGCUUCUGCCCAAG